This is a messenger RNA of Arachis stenosperma, 1293 nucleotides long. RefSeq lists its product as uncharacterized. The record is from RefSeq and is a predicted model, not a curated record. Gene Ontology annotation, molecular function: DNA helicase activity. Gene Ontology annotation, biological process: DNA repair; telomere maintenance. Bases 1 to 1293 code for a protein of 430 amino acids. The transcript has 2 exons. Lineage: Eukaryota; Viridiplantae; Streptophyta; Magnoliopsida; Fabales; Fabaceae.
AUGGAUUGUGGCAGAUUUUACUUUGUUUAUGGGUAUGGUGGUACUGGCAAGACAUUCCUUUGGCGUACGCUUUCUGCUUCAUUAAGGUGUGAGGGAAAGAUUGUUCUAAAUGUUGCAUCAAGUGGUAUUGCUUCACUAUUUCUCCCCAAUGGACGCACUGCUCAUUCAAAAUUUAAGAUACCUCUAAACAUUAAUGAGGAUUCAGUUUGCAACCUUAAACAAGGUUCAUCUCUUGCUAAGUUGGUUUCCAGAGCCAGUUUGAUUACAUGGGACGAAGCUCCAAUGUUGAACAAACACUGUUAUGAGGCAUUGGACAAGUCACUGAAGGAUAUCCUAAGAUAUGAACGAUCUUACAAGCCGAACAUGGCUUUUGCUGGUAAGGUUGUUGUACUAGGUGGUGACUUUCGACAGAUUCUUCCAAUCAUACCGAUGGGAUCACGUCAAGAUAUUGUUCAAGCUUCCAUUAAUUCAUCUUACCUCUGGGAUCACUGCUCAGUCUUGAAUUUAACAAGGAAUAUGUGUUUAGCAUCUUCUGAUAUUUCCGAAUACAAUAGUGAAGUUAACAAAUUUGCCAAGUGGCUUAUCCAGAUUGGUGAUGGAUUCGCCGAUGAUUCUACAGAUGGUGAGUCAGAAGUUUUGAUUCCAGAUGACAUGCUCAUAAAUGAUACUGAAGUUGGUUUUGGAGAGUUGGUACAUUUUGUCUAUCCAAAUAUUGUUUCUAACUUGAGCCACACUAAUUACUUCAAGGAACGUUCGAUUCUUGCUCCCACAUUAGAAGUUGUGAAUGAGGUGAACAACAGUAUUAUGAGUCGACUACUGAUGCGAUUACCUCCACACCAAAUAUGCUUGAAGGAAGGUGUACCAGUUAUGUUGCUUCGGAACAUUGAUCAGUCUAAUGGGUUGUGCAAUGGCACGAGAAUACAGGUUCGUCGUUUAGGUAAUCAUGUAAUUGAGUGCAUUAUAUUGACGGGGGACCAAACAGGUCGAGUUGUGCUCAUUCCACGCAUGGACAUGAUACCAAAUAAUGACACACUCCCUUUUAGGUUCAGAAGGAGGCAAUUUUCUUUGAUUGUUUCAUUUGCAAUGACUAUAAAUAAGGCGCAGGGACAGACUUUAGGUAUUGUUGGGCUAUUUUUAUUGAAACCCGUUUUUACACAUGGACAACUGUAUGUUGCACUAUCUCGAGUAAAAUCAAAGAAAUGCCUUGGAGUGCUGAUUCAGAAUAAUGGUACCAUGCCUAAGGGUAGUACAAUAAAUGUAGUAUUCAGGGAAAUUUUUAACAAUAUUUUUUGA